Molecule: messenger RNA, 627 nt
Organism: Asterias rubens (European starfish)
Lineage: Eukaryota; Metazoa; Echinodermata; Asteroidea; Forcipulatida; Asteriidae
Product: lactose-binding lectin l-2-like
Exons: 1
Coding region: 1-627 (208 amino acids)
Source: RefSeq, a predicted model, not a curated record
AUGCGUAUAAGUCAAGCGCUAAUUCUUGCUCUUGGCGUUUACUGUGGUCGUCUAGUGGCUGAAAUCUGCCCUCCUGAUUGGCAACGAUACGGCGAGUCAUGUUACUUCAUUAUAAAGGACAAGAUGGAUUGGUACCAAGCAAAUCGCACUUGUGCCGAGUCACGAGCAAACCUGGCCAUCCCAAACUCAAAAUCCAAACACGAUUACAUGUGGGAACUAUUCCUGAAAGAACCUGAUAUGACAUCAACAGACCAUUGGAUUGGUUGCAAUGACAUCGAGGAGGAGGGAAACUGGCAGCACUGUCCGUUACCGGGUGAUAUCAACGCCUACGAGAAUUGGGCGGAGAAAGAGCCAAAUGAUAAUAAAGGUGGUGAAGACUGCGGAGCCCAAGUCAACAAAUACAAUGGCCAAUGGGACGAUCGCAAAUGUGAGACACUCUUCUUUGCUAUAUGCGAGCUCCCGGUUUGCAGUGGUGGCCGCCUCAAUCCUCAGUGCCUGCUACACCACGCCAUGGAGGAGUUCAUGGGUGAAGGCGUCGGAUCAUGCGGGAAGGCUUGCCGAUCACAUCCCCGAUGUCACUGUUUCAAUCUGCCUAAGCAAGCUGGAGGGAAGAUGGUUUGUCCAUAA